AUGCAAGCAAUGGGUUGAGUUAUAGUCAUUUCACUGGUAUUCCUUAUGCAGAAAAGCCUAUUGAUAAAAAUCGUUUUGUGAAACCUCAAGAAAAAAAGUUUUGGGUACAUAAACUCCAACAAAUAUCCAAACAAGUGUAUGCAAGCGUCAAGUGCAAUUUCGUCUGGGACUGGUAGUGAAGAUUGCCUCUAUCUCAGUGUUUUUACUCCUAGCUUUCCGGGAUCAGAAAAACACCAACGUUUGGGAUCUCCGAAAUAUCCUGUAAUGGUAUGGUUUCAUGAUGGUAACUUCAGCACGGGUUCAGGCGAUUAUGGUGGCUAUUGGCCCGACUAUCUUGUUAACGAAAAAGUUGUUGUAGUUACUGUGAAUUUUCGUUUAGGUGCAUUUGGUUUCUUAAGUUUUAGUGAUGAAGUAGUACCUGGUAACAUGGGGUUGAAAGAUCAGGUUCAAGCACUUAAAUGGGUUAAUAAAGAAAUUGAAAAUUUUGGCGGUGAUAGAACUAAAAUAACAGUAUUUGGAAGUGGUUCAGGUGCAGCAAGUAUACACUAUUUAAUUCUUUGUGAAUCAUGUAGGAGUUUAUUCCAUCGUGCAAUUUUACAAAGUGGAUCUGCUCAUAACCCCUGGGCUCUUCAACGCCAACCAGUAGAGGAAGCACAAAAAUUGCUCGAAAAAGUCAAAAUAAAUAAGUUUGAAAAAAAACAAACAAAUAUUUAUCUUGCUCUACUACAAGGACGCAAUGAUGGCGAUUAUUCCAGUGGAGCACUUCUUAGAUCUACUAUCGAAAUCACUAAUAAGGAAGAUAAAAUGAGAAAUUUAUCGCCUUUUCUGCCGGUUGUUGAAAAUGGAAGAAGUUCAGACGGCAUCGUAAAGAAACCUAUAGAGGAAUCUACGAAAGACUUAACAAAAUUGUCUAAGUCUUUACAAGUUAUAAUUGGUUUUAAUAAGGAUGAAGGAAUGAAUUUUGCAACUGAAAAUGUUCCAGUAAUCCAGUACACAAAUGAUAUGUUGGAUCUUUUUUCUGCCUACAGAUAUUAAAACAAAUAAAGAUAAGUGCCGGGGGCUCUUGAAUAAAGUAUAUUUUGAUAAUUAUCACUCAGGAGAUCAAAAAAAAGGCGCAAUUUGUGAAUAUGGUGGGAGAUGCUCAUUAUAUAUAUGGAAUUUACAAAACUGCUAAAGAGUUUGCAGAUGCAGGAAUCGCUACAUACUUUUAUAGAUUUUCAUAUGAGGACAAACACUAUCGAACCUCUUCGUAUAAAAAUCUUCAUGGAGUUCCACAUGGAGCAGAAUAUAAAUAUUUAUUCAAGCCAAGAGUUGGAUAUUUCGGUACCGAAUCAGAUCAACUUAAUCAAAAAGAUAAAAAAGUUCAAAAAAAAUUAUUAACGAUGUGGAAGUCUUUUGCAGAAAAUGGUAAUCCAACUCCUGCAAAAUCGCCUGUGGAGUGGAAGAAACUUGGCAAAGUUGAAACUUCCUAUUUAGAUAUUGGGGAAACCUUAACGAUGAAAACUAUGGAUGAACAAUCUCGAAUGGACACAUGGGACAAAAUAAUGGCUGAAUGCAAAAACUAAUUGUGUUUACCUAAAACUAGUAGUCACAAACACGCGUGCUUUUUUUUAUUAUUUUCUAUUUCUGUUUUCUAUUAUGCAAAAAACUCGAAAUUAUUUUUUUUUGGA
Molecule: messenger RNA, 1670 nt
Organism: Ctenocephalides felis (cat flea)
Lineage: Eukaryota; Metazoa; Arthropoda; Insecta; Siphonaptera; Pulicidae
Product: bile salt-activated lipase-like
Exons: 6
Coding region: 139-1035 (298 amino acids)
Source: RefSeq, a predicted model, not a curated record